AUGGGUACUGCAGGAAGCACAGACCCCUGGGAUGGACAGAGAAGUCACUGGAUACCAAGUAAACAUCCUGAUACCUCUGAGGAGAGCCAGAUGAUGGAUUCUGUGAACAAUCUGUGCAGGCAGUAUGAGGAGAAGGUGCGGCCCUGCAUUGACCUCAUCGACUCCCUGCGGGCUCUGGGUGUGGAGCAGGACCUGGCCCUGCCUGCCAUCACUGUCAUUGGGGACCAGAGUUCAGGGAAGAGCUCUGUGCUGGAAGCACUGUCUGGAGUGGCCCUCCCCAGAGGCAGUGGUAUAGUUACCAGGUGCCCUCUGGUGCUGAAAAUGAAGCAACUCAAGCAGGGAGAAAAAUGGAGAGGCAAGGUCAUCUAUAAGGACACCGAGAUUAAGAUCUCAAGACCCUCACUGGUAGAAGAGGAAAUCUAUAAAGCCCAGAACUUGAUUGCUGGGAAAGGGUCCCAGAUUAGCUCUGACCUCAUUAGCUUGGAGGUCAGCUCUCCACAUGUCCCAGACCUGACCCUGAUUGACCUGCCUGGUAUCACAAGGCUGGCUGUAGAUGACCAGCCUAAAGACAUCGAACACCAGAUCAAGGAACUCAUCAGGACAUACAUCCAAAAACAGGAGACCAUCAACCUGGUGGUAGUCCCCAGCAAUGUGGACAUUGCCACCACAGAGGCCCUGAACAUGGCUCAGGAGGUAGACCCUGAAGGGGAUAGGACCAUAGGUAAGGAGAGUAGGAGAUGACAGAUCUUGACCAAGCCUGAUCUUGUGGACAGAGGUGCUGAAGACAAGGUUGUUGAUGUGGUGCAGAACCUGGUGCAUCCUCUGAAGAAGGGCUACAUGAUAGUCAAGUGCAGGGGUCAGCAGGACAUCCAGGAGCACCUGAGCCUGACUGAUGCUCUUCAGAAUGAGCAAGUCUUCUUCAAGGAUCACCCAUACUUCAGAAUUCUUCUGGAAGAUGGGAAGGCCACAGUGCCCUGCCUGGCAAAGAGACUGACUGCAGAGCUCACCUCCCACAUCUGUAAAUCACUGCCACUCUUGGAAGAUCAAAUAAAUAGCAGUUAUCAGAAUGCAAGUGAGGAGCUGCAGAAGUGCAGUGCAGACAUACCAGAAGGUGACAGGACGAGGAUGUCCUUUCUGGUCAAUAAAAUCAGUGCCUUCAAUAGGAAUAUCAUGAAUUUGCUACAAGCACAGGAAACUGUAUCAGAGGGAGACAGCCGGUUGUUUACCAAACUGCGAAAUGAGUUUCUUGCUUGGGGUGAUCAUAUUGAGGAACAUUUAAAAAAAGGUGAGUAUUCUCCUGAGAUACAGAGCAAGAUGAAAGAAUUUGAAAAUCAGUAUCGUGGCCGGGAGCUGCCAGGGUUCGUGGACUAUAAGACAUUUGAGAACAUCAUCAAAAAGCAAGUCAAAGCCCUGGAAGAGCCGGCUGUGAACAUGCUGCGCAGGGUCACUAAGAUGGUCCAAACCGCCUUCGUAAAGGUUUUAUCAAAUGAUUUUGGUGAUUUUUUAAACCUCCACUGUACUGCUAAGUCCAAAAUUAAAGACAUCAGAUUAAACCAAGAGAAAAAAGCUGAAAAACUGAUCCGACGUCACUUCCAGAUGGAACAGAUUGUCUACUGCCAAGACCAGGUUUACAAGGAAACCUUGAAGAUGAUCAGAGAGGAGGAAGCCAAGAAAGAGUUUGCUAUCCCUCAAACUAACUCUCAAUGUCCUCAAAAGGAGUUGACUACCACUGAGAUGACCCAGCACCUGAAAGCCUACUACCAGGAGUGCAGAGGGAAUAUUGGGAGACAGAUCCCUCUGAUCGUCCAGUACUUCAUCCUGAAAACAUUUGGGGAGGAAAUCGAGAAAACAAUGCUUCAGCUUUUACAGGACACCAAUAAUUGCAGCUGGUUCCUGGUGGAGCAGAGUGACAUCAGAGAGAAGAAGAAGUUCCUGAAGAGGCGACUUUUAAGGCUGGAUGAGGCUCGGAAGAAGCUUGCCAAAUUCUCCGAUUAAUCAGGCUAGCUAUGCGUCUUUCCUGGUAGCUGUGCAAUGAUCCUUUAGCUGCUUACCUCAUGUCGGGAUGUUGCCUUUAGACUGUGGAAGCAAGCC
This is a messenger RNA of Mus pahari (shrew mouse), 2091 nucleotides long. Its product is annotated as interferon-induced GTP-binding protein Mx1-like. Gene Ontology annotation, biological process: defense response to virus. The transcript is spliced from 14 exons. Gene Ontology annotation, molecular function: GTPase activity; GTP binding; microtubule binding. The record is from RefSeq and is a predicted model, not a curated record. NCBI's taxonomy places the organism in Eukaryota, Metazoa, Chordata, Mammalia, Rodentia, Muridae. Gene Ontology annotation, cellular component: membrane; cytoplasm; nucleus.